Molecule: messenger RNA, 2737 nt
Organism: Perognathus longimembris pacificus (Pacific pocket mouse)
Lineage: Eukaryota; Metazoa; Chordata; Mammalia; Rodentia; Heteromyidae
Gene: Ccdc170
Product: coiled-coil domain containing 170
Exons: 11
Coding region: 59-2212 (717 amino acids)
Biological process (GO): microtubule cytoskeleton organization
Cellular component (GO): Golgi apparatus
Molecular function (GO): microtubule binding
Source: RefSeq, a predicted model, not a curated record
GACGCGGCCGCCGGGCUCCGGCUUCCCGGGUCCCGCCACGUCCGGGACGACCGCCAGCAUGAGCCGCCUCGGAGCCGCCGGCUCCCGGAGCCCGGACCGCUCCAGCGACCCCGCGCCUGAGGAAAUUUAUGGUCAUCCUUGGGAAGUCCCGGUCACUUGGGAGCAGUACAACCACUAUCGGAAUGUGGCUGAAAAUGUUCAGAGCGAACUUGCAGCCACUCUGGUCAAGUUUGAAUGUGCUCAGUCUGAGCUUCGAGACCUCCGCUCUAAGAUGCUUUCUAAAGAAGUUUGCUGUCAAGAACUGAAGGCUGAAAUGGAGAGCUACAAAGAAAACAAUGCCAGAAAGUCAUCUCUUGUCGCCUCAUUGAGAGACAGAGUUCAUGAGCUGGAGGAAGAUUUAGCAGCACUUUCCACUUCUAAAAGCAGGACAGAAAUCACAGCUCAAGCCGCAAUCAAGGAGAGCCAAAGACUAAUGAAGAAAGUCACAGAACUGGGUGAGCAAUUACAAAAGUGUUCAAAGGAAAAGGAAGAGACUGAGAAGGGAGCCUCAGAGAACAGCAGGAGACAGGAGGAAUUUCUGAGUCAGCUUUGUGAUUGCUUGGAGAUAGAGACACCGCCCGAGGAGGCACCGCGAGAAGAUUGCAUUUCAGAGGUUAGAAAGCUGUGCAAGGAAAACGCAUCUCUGAGAGGACGAGUGCUUACUCUUGAAGAGACAGCAAAUGCCCAUGAGAUGGAAGCAAAAGCUAACAGAGAGACAAUCACGAGGCUGGCAUCAGAAGCCAAGGAAGAGCAGAGAAAAGCUGCUUGCUGGAUGGAAGGCAAUGACAGGCUGAAGCAGGACUUGCUCAGUGCUGUGGCGGCCAAAGAGGCUCUUGGAGAGGAAGUAAAGGUCCUCCAAGAGCGGCUGCUUACUGGCCAGCGGGCCUGGGCUGCCUCAAAGCAGGAGCUGAGCCUCCUGAAGACAAGCACCCAGGAGCUGGAGCGGAGCCUGCAAGCCAGCCGGGAGGCCGCCGCGGCCUCGCAGAGCCAGAACGCCUCCUUUAGGCAGAAGAUCGCAGCCCUCCUGCCCUGCGCCUUGCAGAUGGCCGGGUCCACGGAGGAUGGCAUUUUGGAGCGGAUUCGAGAACUGGGCGACCAGGAGGAGGGCAGGAAGACGAUGGUCUCCCAGCUUGAAGCUCAAAUAGCUGAGCUUACUGAACAGUUGGGAAAGGAGUCUGAGUUUCACCAGGAAGCUCUGCAGAGGGCCCGCAUGGCAGAAAACAAGUUGGAGACGCUUCAGAGUCAGCUGACACACCUCGAGGGAGAGCUGGUUUUGGGAGAUGUUUUGCGAGACAACUUGAAUGUGGAGAAAGAAAAAUAUCUUAAAUUUCUGGACCAGCUUUCAGAGAAAAUGAAAUUGAGCCAGAUGGUUGCUGAACUUGGCUUCGGCAUGCGACUGGAGGUCGUCUUAGCUCGUGCAGAGCAGCUGGCUGGCCUCGAGAGCAACGCCAUCAUCGAGAACAAGACUAUCGCCCACAAUUUACAGAGGAAGCUGAAGACUCAGAAAGAAAGACUGGAGAGCAAGGAACUGCAUCUGAGCCUCCUCCGGCAGAAAAUAGCCCAGCUGGAGGGGGAGAGGCAUGCACAAAUGGCCUUGGCCAUGGAGAGAGACGAGGCCCAUCUCACCAUUAAGAAGUUGGAGAAGAAGGUGGAGAGGAUGCAGAAGGAGCUGAGCAUGAGUCGGGAGUCUAACACGGAGCUCAAGGCCAAACUAGCUGACACCAGUGAGCUUAAGAUUAAAACUUUGGAGCAGACCAAAACCAUUGAAGACUUAAAUAAAUCCAGAAACAAGCUAGAGAAGGUGAAGGAGAAAGUAGAGAAGCAGUUAACGUCUGUCAAGUCAGAACUGGAUUCUCUGGAACAUGAGGCCCGGGAGGAUAAGGAAAGAUCAAGAACCAUGAUAGAAGUGGUAACCAGUGAAGUGAAGACCCUCAAAAAAUCUUUGGAAGAAGCCAUGAAGAGAGAAAAGCAGCUGGUGGACUUCAGGGAGGUAAUUUCCCAUAUGCUGGGCUUGAACAUGACCACUCUUGCGCUUCCUGACUAUGAGAUCAUCACAUGUCUUGAAAGACUGAUCCAUUUACACCAGCAUCAUUUUGUGACCUGUGCCUGCCUCAGUGAUAUCGCAGUGGGGCAAGACAGGCACCCACAAGACCAGUUAAAACGUCUUCACUGAACACUGAUUUCCCCGGAGGAGAUGGAGUAACAGAUGGGACAUAUGUAGAGCUCUACAUCACAAAUUUCUUACAGAGUUGAAAUUUAAUCAGUGUACAAGUAUAUCCUUUGAUGACUUAGUAUGGCUGAAUCAAGGGAAGAAAAGGACCUCAUAGGUUCCAGCCCUGCACAAAUGUUCAGCACCAAAAGCACCUGUUGCUUCAUUUGCUAACACUUGGACACUAUGAAGAAUCCCUCCAGAUUGCACUUCCUGAGUGGGAAACUUGGGUGGAUCAUUAACAGUGAUGGCCUAUCUUCUUCUUCUUCUUCUUUUUUGAUUUGGAGCUUUAUAAGACAAAUUAUUUCUCAUAACCAUGGGCAGACUUCUAAAAAUUGUUUUUUGAUACGCGCUUUUAUUUGACACAUAGUAAUUAUACCUGUUUCUGGGUUACAUUGUGCCAUUUCAAUACAGGCAUGCAAUGUGUAAUCAUCAGAUGAAGGUAAAUGGGGGUGUUUUCAUGCAUUUAUUGUAUGCCCCCUCUGGGGC